GGAACGCGAAAGUGCCCACUCGAAUUCAGAAUUGCAUUUUCGCUCACAUUUCUGUUUCCUAGUGUUACUGUUACUAUAUAUGGAGAGAGAGGGACAUUACUGUUGUCUCCAUGAAACGUUUUCACAUCUUUUCUGCGCUGUCUGUGACUACUGGGAAAGAAAGAAAAUUUGAUACUUUGGUUGAUAGAUAGAUUGAUCGGAGAGGGGAAGAAAUGGGAAGGCUAUUUUUGAUCAGUCUUGAGGGAAACAUCUAUAGUUGCAAGCACUGCCAUACCCAUCUUGCUGUUGCUGAUGAUAUCAUCUCUAAGUCUUUCCACUGCAGGCAUGGAAAGGCUUAUCUCUUUGAUAAGGUUGUGAAUAUCACAGAAGGAGAGCAAGAUGAGCGAAUGAUGAUGACUGGAAUGCACACUGUUGUUGACAUAUAUUGUGUUGGUUGCGGUUCAAUUUUGGGGUGGAAAUAUGAGUAUGCACAUGAGAAGAACCAGAAAUACAAGGAAGGAAAAUUCAUCCUUGAAAGGUUUAAGAUUUUGAGUCCUGAUGGAAGCAACUACACGGGCACUCAAGAAGCUCAGGGUGUCGGCAGUGAUGUCGAUGAUGCUUGAUUGGCCACACGGUUAGGAAUGAUUUCUGAAACUGUAAAUUUUCUGCUUCUUGUGCUUAUUUCCAAGGCUGCUAAAGGGGUUCUAGAUUUUGC
Molecule: messenger RNA, 694 nt
Organism: Jatropha curcas
Lineage: Eukaryota; Viridiplantae; Streptophyta; Magnoliopsida; Malpighiales; Euphorbiaceae
Product: protein yippee-like
Source: RefSeq, a predicted model, not a curated record